Molecule: messenger RNA, 1116 nt
Organism: Capsicum annuum
Lineage: Eukaryota; Viridiplantae; Streptophyta; Magnoliopsida; Solanales; Solanaceae
Product: dof zinc finger protein DOF3.4-like
Exons: 1
Coding region: 245-889 (214 amino acids)
Biological process (GO): regulation of DNA-templated transcription
Molecular function (GO): DNA-binding transcription factor activity; DNA binding
Source: RefSeq, a predicted model, not a curated record
UAUAACCAUGUAAUACUACAAUGACGCAGCUUUAGUUUUAUAAUGUAUCUAUCUGUAUGUACACUAACAAGAGCCCCAAUUAGGAGCCGUCCCUAAUAAAGUCACUAUUUUUUCUAUUUGUCUGAAUAUGAUUCCAUACCUUGGGCAAAUACCCCUGCAAAAGCUGCAUGUUAGCUUCAGAACAAACAAACCCUAUUUCACAAUAUCGAUUUCUCCUCUCUAUAAAUAAAACGUCAUUAAUUCCAUGUUUGCCAUUAUGCCCACAAACCUAUUAAUUCCUUUAGCGUAUUUGCUCUCUAUUUUUGCAAAAAUGACUUUGGAAGCGAGUGAAAAAAGAGUGACCAAACAACAAACCGCAGGUGGUGUGCUACCACCAGCACAAGAACCCGAUCAGCAACUUCCUUGCCCACGUUGUGACUCAACCAACACAAAGUUUUGCUACUACAACAACUACAACUUGUCUCAGCCCCGUCACUUCUGCAAGUCUUGCCGCCGUUACUGGACCCAUGGUGGCACCUUACGUGACAUCCCUAUUGGUGGCGGUAGCCGCAAGAAUGCCAAACGCUGUCGCAUAUAUACCAGUACCCCCUUUUCCUCCUCCACUGCCGUUUCUCCUCACGGUAAUUCCCCGUUUUUGGUUCCUCUUCCUACAGCUAAUCAAUUGCUUUAUGGUAGCGAUGUGAAGCCGUGUCUCAAUAUGAGUGGCAAUAAUUUCACUUCUUUGUUGAGUUCUCAUGGACCAACAGGGGUUUUAGCACUUGGUGGGAUUGAGGAUGUGAGCUUUAGUAUUGGAAGAGCUGCUGUUUGGCCAUUUCCUGGAGCUCCUGAUUCGUUUAUUCGUAAUUAUGACAGUGGUGUCGGAGCUAGCAUGUGGCAGUUUUCAGGCUGAGAGGGAGGGUUUGUUGGAAGCGGAGUUUAAUUUAACUAAUUUUCCAGACAUAUUUUCAUUGGCAUUGCUACUCAUGAAAUUAUGAUUUGAGUAGGCGUUAGUUUUAUAUAACAAAGGACUAAUUGUUUUUGUAACUUAUUUAAGCUAGCUACGUACUGAGGUUUUUAAUGUUGGCACAUCUUGUCAUCUUUUUCUACAUCAAAGAUUUGCAGGUGGCAGUGAUGAAU